UAUGGCUUCUUCUUCUUCUUCCACCAAAGUGUCUAUGAAACUUCUUAUAGAUACAAAGAAUGAGAAAGUUCUUUUUGCAGAAGCUUCAAAACCUGUCAUAGACUUUCUCUUCAACUUGCUAUGCUUACCUAUUGGUACUGUAGUUAAGCUACUAAGUGCGAAUAACAUGGUAGGUAGCUUAGGAAAUCUGUAUCAGAGUGUUCAAAGUCUGAACCAGAACUACAUGCAACCAUUUCAAACCAAGGAUGUUCUCUUAAACCCAAAAGCACAAAGUUCUUCCACUGAAAUCUCUGGCCUCCUUACCCAAAAUGACGAAGAUGAUGAAGAAACUAAGUUGUACAUGUGCCCUAAUAAAUGUAACCAUUACGAGGUUACAUAUGAUAGCAACACUAUAUGUCCUGGCCGUCCCAACCUUUACGGCAGUUCCACUCAUUAUAUGAACCGUGAAGUACAUCCUAUUGGAAAUAGGAAGGUCCCUAAAAAGAAAACUUUUGUUUACAAUGGUUUUGUGAAGGAUGUUGUGACUUUUAUGGUGAUGGAUGAUUUGGUGAUUCAGCCAAUGUCAACCAUAUCUAGCAUCACACUUUUGAACAAGUUCAAUAUCAAGGAAAUUGGUACCUUGCAAGAAAAGGUGGUUGAGCUGGGCAUGGCUGAGGGUAUCAAGUUGCUAAAGGCUUCUUUGGAAUCCAAGAUGGUGUUGACAAGUGUUUUCCUAAAGAAGCAGAAUUAAUAUGCCAGCAUUAAUGUUCUUUAGAUGUGAAAAUGGUGUUUUGGUUUUCUUUUCUCUUUCUCUAGUUUAUUACUACUGUAAAAGAAAAGGUGCUUGCAAUGCUUUUUUACUUCGUUUUGAAUGGUCAUUAUCGAUAAGUUAUCGUAUCUUUUUUUGGCUUGUAAGUGUAAUGUACUAUAUCUUAUCUAUUCCCAUUG
Vicia villosa (hairy vetch) is the source of this 927-nucleotide messenger RNA. RefSeq lists its product as uncharacterized. Bases 2 to 730 code for a protein of 242 amino acids. Lineage: Eukaryota; Viridiplantae; Streptophyta; Magnoliopsida; Fabales; Fabaceae. The transcript is spliced from 2 exons. The record is from RefSeq and is a predicted model, not a curated record.